AUGGACAACUUCACCUCCAUCGCCGACUGUGAAGGGUCGUUCGGCCCCGCUGCAUCGGUGUGCAGCGACCGCUUCGACUUCACGCUGCUCUUUGAACAAUCGCUCCUCAACAUCGGCCCGUCCGCCGCCCUGCUCUUGGCGCUCCCGCUCCGGCUGCAACAGCUGCUCCGCCAGCGCCGAAAGGUGCUCCGCCAUCCCCUCAACGCCGCCAAGAUCGUAACGUGCGUCACUUUUGGUGUGAUUCAGAUUGCGCUGGUGUCGCUGUGGGCUCAAACGCCGUUCGCCAACCGCGUCUCGGUCGCUGCGGCAGUCCUCGGGGUGCUGGAUGCACUCGCGCUCGGCGUGCUUAGCCAUACCGAACACGUUCGAUCGAUCCGCCCUUCGACAAUCAUCUGCGUUUACCUCGUCUUCUCUCUGGCAUUUGAUGCCGUGCAAUGCCGCACGCUAUGGCUUCUUCCCGGAUUGCAGAAACUGGCGGCAGUCUUCACAGCCUCACUGACGGUAAAGCUGGCGAUGUUUAUGCUUGAAGUCCAAGGGAAGCGUAGGUUCCUCAUUGCCGCGCUACGGAACCUUAGCCCCGAGACGACGAGCGGCAUCAUUGGUCGCGGUUUCUUCUGGUGGCUCAACGGGUUGAUGACGCGGGGGUUCAAGGCGACUCUCUCACCCGCUGCGCUCUACGAUAUCGAUGAGGGUCUAAAAUCAGAGGAGCUUCUCCAGCGCCUGCUCCAGCAGUGGGACCAGCGCAAGGGAAAGGGCAAGUAUGCACUUAUCAAGGCGCUCUUCAGCUCGACCAACAAAGCUUGCAUGGCCACGGCGUUCCCUAGACUGGUUCUCAUUGGCUUCAAAUUUGCGCAGCCGUUCCUGAUCAACAGAAUCAUCACCUACGUCGACGGCGACAAGGGAUCCGACCCCAAGUCUGUGGCUUAUGGACUCAUCACAGCCACCGCAAUGAUUUAUCUUGGCACAGCUGUACGUAAAAUGCUCGUUCUAAGGUGGAAGUCCAUGUGCUAA
Molecule: messenger RNA, 1011 nt
Organism: Colletotrichum chrysophilum
Lineage: Eukaryota; Fungi; Ascomycota; Sordariomycetes; Glomerellales; Glomerellaceae
Exons: 1
Coding region: 1-1011 (336 amino acids)
Source: RefSeq, a predicted model, not a curated record